CUGGGAUUACAGGCGUGAGCCACUGCACCCGGCCCUUCUUUUUUUUUUUAAUGGAGUCUGGCUCUGUUGCCCAGGCUGGAGUGCAGUGAUACGUUCUUGGCUCACUGCAACAUUGACCUCCUGGGUCCAAGCAAUUCUCAUGCCUCAGCUGCCUGAGAAACUGGGAUUACAGGUUAUGCUAUCACACCGGAUAUUAUGUUUUUAUAAUUUUGUGUGUUUAGUGUAGACAGGGGUUUCACCUUGUUGGCCAGGCUGGUCUCGAACUCCUGACCUCAGGUGAUCCACCUGCCUCAGCCUCCCAAAGUGCUGGGAAUGCAGGGGUGGGCCACCGUGCCCAGCCCCCACCGCAUUCCUCAGUCCUGCAGUUUGUGCUGCUCUGUGCUGCCUAUCUGCGUGUGCUAACACAGGAGGGAGAGUUCCUGUGCCCGUUCCCAGGCUCCUCCUCGCAGCCGCAGACAUCUCCCCUGUGCACGCUUCCAGCUUCCCUAUCUUACUGUGCCUAAAGAAAGGGAAAGGAAUGUGCUUAUUAAGGCCCACUGGUUUUUUCUGGUGCGGGGAGGACUGAGUCUUGCUCCGUCCCCCAGGCUGGAGGGCAGUGGCGCAAUCUCAGUUCACUGUAACCUCCACCUCCUGGGCGAUUCUCCUGCCUCAGUUUCCUGAGUAGCUGGAACUACAGGUGCCUGCCAUCACGCCCGGCUAAUUUUUGUGUUUUUAGUAAAGACAGGAUUUCACCUGUUGUCUAGACUGGUCUGGAACUCCUGACCUCAGGUGAUCUGGCCGUCUCAGCCUCCCAAAGUGCUGGGAUUACAGGCAGGAGCCACCGAGCUCGGCCAAGGCCACUGUUUUUAUCGGGGCCCACCGUAUGUGUGUGGUUUGGUGAUUACCCAGGAAACUCCCCCUCUGCCCAGGUUGCUUAUCUGUGUUUUACAGGCUGACCUUUCAGGCUGCUCUUUGUUAGGAGAGGUGAUUUCUUUGAACUGUGGUGUGGUUAGAAAGGGAGCAAUUUCUUUGUUUCUUUUCUUUUUUUUUUUUGAGAUAGAGUUUCACUCUUGUUACCCAGACUGGAAUGCAAUGGCACGAUCUCGGCUCCCCGCAACCUCCGCCUCCUGGGUUCAAGCAGUUCUGCCUCAGCCUCCUGAGUAGCUGGGAUUACAGGCACGUGUCAUCAUGCCCAGCUAAUUUUUGUAUUUUUAGUAGAGACAGGGUUUCACCUUGUUGACCAGGAUGGUCUCGAUCUCUUGACCUUGUGAUCCACCCGCCUCGGCCUCCCAAAGUGCUGGGAUUACAGGCGUGAGCCACUGCGCCGGGCUGAAAGGAAGCAAUUUCUAAGCUCCUUUUUGUUAGAAUGCUUUUUCCCAGGGACUGUCUUCACCCUAUCUACCUAAAUGAUUUCCCUCUAUUAUAUCAAUUGGGUAUUGAUUUGAAGUAGAAUGAGUGAAUGUAUUUAUUCAUCUAAGCUGUAUUUACUGCAUUCUUUCUUUUUUUUUUUGAGAUGGAGUCUUGCUGUCACCAGGCUGGAGUGAAGCGGCCCGAUCUCGGCUCACUGCAACCUUCGUCUCCCAGCGACUCCCCUGCCUCAGCCUCCUGCGUCUACAGUGCACGGCACCAUGCCUGGCUAACUUUUUGUGUUUUAGUAGAGACAGGGUUUCACCAUGGCCAGGAUGGUCUCAAUCUCCUGACCUCAUGAUCCGCCCACCCCAGCCUCACAAAGUUCCGGCAUAAACCACCCGGCCCAGCCUCUGUCACUGUUUGGGUAGCAGAUUAUCUCCUUCCACCCUGUGUCGUCUCUGGCUGGGCUGCUGUGGGCGAACCCUAGAUGCAGGGGACGGCCUGUGUGUGGCCACGUGUGUCUCUACCCUGGACAGCACUGUGCUGAGGGGCCUAAGUGGGAAGUGCCCUCAAGAGAUUUCUGCUGUGUGUGUGUGUGUGUGUGUGUGCGCGCCCGCACGUUGUGGGCAGUUUGGAAUCCUCACAUUUUUGUUUUUUUUUUGAGAUGGAGUCUCACUGUCAGCCAGGCUGGAGUGCAGUGGCUCAAUCUCAGCUCACUUCAACCUCUGCCUCCCAGAUUCAAGCGAUUCUCCUGCCUCAGCCUCCGGAAUAGCUGGAAUUCAAGCGCCCGCCACCACACAUGGCUAAUUUUUGUAUUUUCAGUAGUGACGGGGUUUCACCACGUUGGCCAGGCUGGUUUCAUUAUACUCCUGACCUCAGGUGAUCCGCCCGCCUCGGCCUCCCAAAGUGCUGAGAUUAUAGGCCUGAACCAUCGCCCCCGGCCCAGCCCGGGAUCCUCUCACUUUUUUGCAGAGAUUGAGUGGUCACUGGCGGGGCGUCUGGCGGAACUCUGAGAUCCUGGAAAUUCUCUGUGCCGUGCAAAAGGGAUGCCACUAGCCACAUGCCACGUAGAACGCUUGAAGUGUGGCCGGCGUCGAUGAGAUUUCUUAUUCUUGCCAGUGUCUGAUGAACCUGAGUUUAAGCACCUGGAGGCGAGCGGCUUCCUCGUGGGACACGCUUGGAGGAAGCUGGAAAGUGCUCCCCUGCGUUUCGGAUUCCGGCCCAGCAGAGGGCGCCGGAGAGCGGGCGGGGCCGUGGGAAGCCGCUGGGAUCCCGGGCGCGCUCGAGCUCCUCGUGGGCAGAGCACGGACUGUCCUCUCCACGCUCUUCCUGCAGCGCCCUGGCUCACCCGGCCCCCGCGGGGUGGCGCGUCCUCCCCGUUUAGACACCUGCAGUCACUGUCGCAGCUGAGCUGCAUCCCCCUGAAAGCCGUCUGUUGAAGCCCAGCCCCCCGAACCCCAGAAUUCAGAUGGGGUCUCUAGGACACAGGGAUUUGCAGUGACCUUCACCUGUGGUCCCACCCCUAGACAGUCGUGAGCACGAGCCCACCCUCCCCUGCCCAGCCAGAGCAUGAAUAGAAUCUCAGCAUGAGGCAGUUAUCACCUGCUCUGGACGAUGUAACCUCACAGCCACAGGCUGCCAUGUCCUCUCUUUGGCUCAGUUCUCUCCACCCUCCUGUUUACUUUGACUCUCUCUGAAGCUCCACCCACCUAGCUCCACUCUUAGUGAGACCUGCUCUUAGUGAGCCGCGGAGGGCUGCUCUUCACUCAGCACCGGUAACUGCACUUUCCUUCCCCGGCUAAUGUAAAGGGCCAUUACCCCCAGUAUCAGGACGCUUGGCGGUGACACCUCGAAGCCAUUACCCCCAGUAUCAGGACUCUUGGCUGUCAGACCUGCAAGCUUUAUUGAAAAAUGCUCCAGGACAGUGUCGAGAUGAGCGAAUACUUCUUAUUUGAGGGACUCCGGAUGCCUCCCAUCUUGACCAAUGUGGAGACGUUGUGCUUUGCCAGGGAGGAAUUUUUGGUGCGAGAUGAUGAUGUCAUCAUACUAAGCUACCCUAGAUCAGGAACGCACUGGAUAAUUGAAAUUAUCGGUUUGAUCUACUUCAAUGGGGACCCUACCUGGAUCCAAACUGUACCAAUUUUUUUGAGGUCCCCAUGGAUAGAGGAUGCUCAUUUGCAGAAAGACCUAGUUAAUCAAAACGGACCACGCCUCAUGGUGUCACAUCUCCCUGUGCAACUCUUCCCCAGGUCCUACUUCAGCUGCAACGCCAAGGUUGUUUAUAUCCUAAGGAAUCCGAAAGAUAUCCUUACAUCUCUUUACCACAUAUCAAGAGGAUUCCUUUGUAAGAAGCAACCAGAGACUUUUGAUGAAUUCUUGAACCGGUUUAUGGAAGGGGAUAUGCAUUAUGGAUCUUGGUUUGAUCAUACCCUUGGAUGGAUAAAAAAGAGAGACAUGGGGUCCUUCCUACUAAUUUUCUAUGAGGAGCUGCAGAGGGACCCCAGGGCCAGUGUGGAGAAGAUUUGUCAGUUUCUUGGUAAAAAGCUGAAGCCGGAAGAAAUUGAUUUAGUCAUCCAAAACAGUUCUUUCUCAGCCAUGAAAGAGAACACAAUGUCUGACCAUUUUGCAAUACACAGUAACUUGCAGAAAGCAAUCAUUUCGCCAACGCUGAGAAAGGGAAAGACUUGGAACCAACCCAAAUGCCCAUCAAUGACAGACCGGACAAAGAAAAUGUGGCACACAGAUCGUCUUUUAACAUUCGUGUAUAGCACAAGGCGUGGAAACAGAGGUGUUUGAGUCUUCACUAUCCCAUGCUCCAUUUUUGAGGAGACUGGUUGUUUCCGGAAUAAAUAUUAAAAUGGGCCCGAAAAUACUAGAGGAAGAGAGUGUUGGCAGAUACAUGGGUCAUCUUCUCUCUGAACAGUGAGUGCUUCUGUCAACAUAGAGCAGAACCCGGAAUGUCGGUGCCCCCCACAGAUCUUUGCUUGUUAGGUGCUCUGGGUGGUCUUUACUGGGUAACUUUUCAUUUGGAAGGAACUGUAGAUUCCCAGGAAGUUGCAAAAAUAGCACAGAGAGGUCCCGUGUGUCCUUCACCUGGUGUCCCCCAGUGGCAGCGUUUUCACAAGUAUAGUACUUCAUGAAAACCUGGAGGUCAGGUGCAGUGGCUCACACCUGUCAUCCCAACACUUUGGGAGGCCGAGGCAGGCAGGUCACCUGAGGUCAGGAGUUCAAGACCAGCCUGGCCAACAUGGCGAAACCCUGUCUCUACUCAAAAUACAAAAAAAUUAGCCAGAUGUGAUAGUGCACACCUGUAAUCCCAGCUACUCGGGAGGCUGAGGCAGGAGAAUUGCUUGAAGCUGGGAGGAGGAGGUUGCGGUGAGCCGAGAUCGCGCCAUUGCACUCCAGCCUGGGUAACAAGAGUGAAACUGCGACUCAAAAUAAAGAAAAAUACGUAAUGGGCCUCCUGCCGAGAUAGGUAUUGUACUCCACCACAGUGGGUAUUUUAAAGCAGAAAUAAUUUGUUCUGGAUAUUGAAUGUGGCAUUGACUAGGGUCAGUGCCUUAAAUAGUCUAUC
Callithrix jacchus (white-tufted-ear marmoset) is the source of this 4903-nucleotide messenger RNA. NCBI's taxonomy places the organism in Eukaryota, Metazoa, Chordata, Mammalia, Primates, Cebidae. The record is from RefSeq and is a predicted model, not a curated record.